AGUAACGGCCGGGCGGGGCCGGUGAGGAGAGUCCGGAGGGCCCCCCCCAUGAGCCCACCCGAGGGGAUGAUGGCUGAGUCCGAUCCUGGGGACAGAAACUAUGACAACAUGCUGAAGAUGCUGUCUGACCUCAACAAGGACUUGGAGAAGCUGUUGGAGGAGAUGGAGAAGAUAUCUGUUCAGGCGACCUGGAUGGCCUAUGACAUGGUGGUGAUGCGCACCAACCCUGCCCUGGCGGACUCCAUGCGGCGGCUGGAAGAUGCCUUCUUGAACUGCAAGGAGGAGAUGGAGAAGAACUGGCAGGAACUGCUAAAUGAAACCAAGCCCAAGCAAUAGGCCGUUCCCUCCCUCCCCCUCCCCUGUGCCUCCGCGACUCGGCCGCGGUGGGAAGAGAAUGGGGCCCUCGGUGGCUGAGAAGGAGGGACCCGAUCUAUAGUGUGUAUGCACAAGUGCUCACUGCCCAGUGAAGGUGUUUUCAAGCGCA
Molecule: messenger RNA, 484 nt
Organism: Vombatus ursinus (common wombat)
Lineage: Eukaryota; Metazoa; Chordata; Mammalia; Diprotodontia; Vombatidae
Gene: SYCE3
Product: synaptonemal complex central element protein 3
Exons: 3
Coding region: 49-336 (95 amino acids)
Biological process (GO): reciprocal meiotic recombination; synaptonemal complex assembly; spermatogenesis
Cellular component (GO): central element
Source: RefSeq, a predicted model, not a curated record